Molecule: messenger RNA, 471 nt
Organism: Eruca vesicaria subsp. sativa (arugula)
Lineage: Eukaryota; Viridiplantae; Streptophyta; Magnoliopsida; Brassicales; Brassicaceae
Source: the annotation of a GenBank genome assembly
AUGCAUUGUUCAUUCUGUAGUGCGGUUGAACAUUUCAAGGAACAGUUUGCUUACCUUGAGGAACACUACAAGAAUGGUACUUCUCACAACCCUCCAGAGAGGCAGCAGCAGCACGCAUCGUUACCUAGGGCUUGCGUUUUGUAUUCUGAUAACAAUCAUGCAGCGGCACAACAGAGUUCAGUGGAAGUCACUGAUGGACUCUCCAAAUGUAGCAUCAGAGAUGCCGAGAGACCGCGCGGUUCAGACAGGAAUUGGCGAGUUUCUAUUAACGUCCCUCAAACAAUCCAAGGUGCCACAGUAGCUAGGCCUGGAAAAGUAGUUGGAUCAGUGUUACGGUAUAACAACUGUGGCGCAGCCACAGGAGUCGAAGCUCUUGAACAACAACAUCAUAGGAUGGUCAGGAAUCCAGCUAGUGCGGCUCAAUACCCAAAGAGAAACUCCUCAGACUUACAAAAGCAACAGAGGAGAUGA